GACCCUUGUGAUUCAGGAUGCACUGUUGGACCCUGCUGAUCCAUGUCCUGAGUGGUAUGUUAUUUCUGGCAGGAAUAAUCCACCUGGUGUGUUUGGGACGGACCCAGGCCCCCUACGGACGCUACCUGGGCGUGUUCUACUCCACUACCAUGCCCAGAACGGUGCCUGCUAGGCUGGCCUGGUUCAUCCAGGAGCUACCCUCCCUUCUGGUGCCUGUACUGAUGACAACGAUGACUACUAGCCAUAGAGAGUCCAACAUCGGCACACUUCUGCUCCUGGGGACCUUCUGUCUUCACUAUUUUCAGAGGACGUGUGUGUACUCUGUGAUGACCCGCGGACGACCUCUCCCUCUGCGCGUCAUGGUUCAGGGAGGGAUGUUCUGCAUUCUAAACGGCUUUGCGCAAAGCCACUAUCUCCUGCACUGUGCCUGUUACAACUCCACGUGGACCUCCGACUGCAGAUUUGUCAUCGGUUCAACACUCUUUCUCCUGGGAAUGGCCAUCAACAUCCACAGUGACUAUCUUCUACGCAACCUCAGAAAACAAGGAGAAGUUGUUUACAAGAUCCCUAAAGGGGGUUUGUUUGAGUACGUGUCUGGAGCCAACUACUUUGGCGAGAUUGUGGAAUGGCUAGGCUACGCUAUAGCAACCUGGUCCAUGACAGGCUUCUCGUUUGCCUUCUGCACCCUGUGCUUUAUUGGGCCAAGGGCCCUCCAUCAUCACAGAUACUACCACAACACAUUCAAAGACUACCCCCAGUCACGAAAGGCUCUGAUUCCAUUUAUCUUCUGAUGAUCAGAUGAAGCCCCUAUUCAUCCCAACGACAGGAUGGGGGAUUCUUAAAUAGCACCUCAGAUCAGGUUUGCAACAAAUGGUACCUCACCCUACAAAGUGCACACAUAGAUAGCCAUUUGGAAUGAACCCCUGUUCAGAGUAGGGUAACUGUCAAAGUCAAGGUCUUUUAUUUGUCAAAUGCACCGAACAACAUGCUUCAUUCUGAACAAUGAAAUGUUUGUGACAUAGCAUGUGACAUUGAUGUAGUAAUUAAGAAAUAUAUAAAGCAAAAUGAAUUACUAGAAGCAUUUUCAAAUAAUAUACAUU
Messenger RNA from Esox lucius (northern pike), 1100 nucleotides. It is a transcript of the gene srd5a2b, whose product is annotated as steroid-5-alpha-reductase, alpha polypeptide 2b. The transcript is spliced from 5 exons. Bases 18 to 791 code for a protein of 257 amino acids. Gene Ontology annotation, biological process: steroid biosynthetic process. Gene Ontology annotation, molecular function: 3-oxo-5-alpha-steroid 4-dehydrogenase activity. NCBI's taxonomy places the organism in Eukaryota, Metazoa, Chordata, Actinopteri, Esociformes, Esocidae. Gene Ontology annotation, cellular component: membrane. The record is from RefSeq and is a predicted model, not a curated record.